Coniosporium apollinis CBS 100218 is the source of this 612-nucleotide messenger RNA. RefSeq lists its product as uncharacterized. The record is from RefSeq and is a predicted model, not a curated record. Gene Ontology annotation, cellular component: RNA polymerase II, core complex. Gene Ontology annotation, molecular function: DNA binding. The transcript has 4 exons. Gene Ontology annotation, biological process: DNA-templated transcription. The annotation marks the transcript as partial. Lineage: Eukaryota; Fungi; Ascomycota; Dothideomycetes.
AUGGCGAACCUGAUUUUCAAACACUCUAGCGCGCCGCUGCGCACCAUCCAAGAAAUCCAGUUUGGGCUUUUCUCGCCUGAGGAGAUCAAGGGCUUCAGUGUGGAGCACAUCGAAUAUCCUGAGACGAUGGAUGAGCAAAAGAUGCUGCCCCGUGCGAAGGGCUUAAAUGACCCGAAGCUCGGCUCCAUCGAUCGAGGUCGCUCUUGCGCUACUUGUGGCGAAGACAUGCAAGAGUGCCCAGGUCAUUUUGGUCACAUAGAACUUGCCACGCCUGUCUUCCAUGUCGGUUUCAUCACCAAGAUCAAGAAAGUUCUUGAGAGCGUGUGCACGACCUGCGGGAAGGUUCUGUCAGAUGAUAGCAAGCCGGACUUCCGCGAUGCUCAGCGCAUACGAGACCCGAAAAAACGCUUCGAAGCCGUCUGGCGUGCAUGCAAGGAUAGGAAGAUCUGCGAGCGUGAUGAGAGAAACGACUUCGAGGCUGAUCCUGACGCCCCGCAGAAAAAGACACCAAGCCAUGGAGGCUGCGGGAGCAACCAACCCAAACUCCGGAGAGAGGGGUUGAAGCUAAUGGCGACAUUCCCCGCGUCUAAGGGCGAUGACGACGAGGACCGG